AUGACGCCGAAUCCAAAUCAGGGUACCAAGUCAUCGGAAGCCAAGCCGUCUAGCUUUGACAGCGCUAUGCAUCCAUACACAGACGAACCGGUCCCAUCUUACGAGACAGCGCUCCAAGAAGGCGCAGGUGGUGGUGUAGCAGCCGCAGGUCCAUCCUCCAACGCGACUCCAAGUGCUCAGCAGACUCAACCCGAACCCGGUUUUGCUCCCUCCCAACGGUCCUAUGGCUGCUCGCCAUAUACGCCAAACGGAACAGCGCGCAUCGUGAUCGUUCCGGCGCCUCAUUGGCAUGUCCUCCCAUCGCCGCCUAAUCAGCCGCUUUUACCCGCGCCCGUGUCCGUACCCGCUGCACCAAUUCGAAGAGCAGGCCCGCGCUUCUUUCUAGCUCUACUACAAGCUUUUAUGAUCUACAUACUGAUCAACUUGCUCGUCGAUCUCACCGUCACACGCAAGUGGUGA
Mycosarcoma maydis (corn smut) is the source of this 459-nucleotide messenger RNA. RefSeq lists its product as uncharacterized. The transcript has a single exon. Lineage: Eukaryota; Fungi; Basidiomycota; Ustilaginomycetes; Ustilaginales. The record is from RefSeq and is a predicted model, not a curated record. The coding region runs from base 1 to 459 and encodes 152 amino acids.